Messenger RNA from Nakaseomyces glabratus, 2619 nucleotides. RefSeq names its product Spc110p (gene SPC110). Lineage: Eukaryota; Fungi; Ascomycota; Saccharomycetes; Saccharomycetales; Saccharomycetaceae. Gene Ontology annotation, cellular component: myosin filament; myosin II complex; cytoplasm. Gene Ontology annotation, molecular function: microfilament motor activity; actin filament binding. The record is from RefSeq and is a predicted model, not a curated record.
AUGUCUGAUAUCAAGAACUUCGAAUUCACGCCCAUUGGGUAUAUCAAGUCCAAGAGCGGUGAGAACGAUGCCAAGGAGACGCUGAUGUCACCGACUGGAGCCAGUGUACGAUCUCCCGGGAGUGUUGGGCAUGUACGGAAGGCCCGCAGAAGGAGUAUCAACGAUACCGUGAACUCUUCUCGAGUGGAGAACGAUAAUGAUACUUUCGAUGAAACGCUGCCAGAAUUGGAGAUGCGGAAGUUGCCGCAGUAUAGGAGAGUACCAGAGUCGCGGACUUCAGCUCGAAAUUCUGGGGCGGCACCACAAGAGGAACAAAAUAGGAAUGACUACUCAGACAUAUUGUCUAAGACAUCUAACCCAAUCAAGGAUCAGGAGCAAAAGAUAAAGGACUUGGAACAUGAGAAUACAGUGCUGAAGGUCAAAAACGUUUCGUACAGGUCGCUACUUGCCAACUACAGCGGCGGGUCCUCUCAGAAUAAUAUCAACCUUGUGGAAGAAGUCAGUAUAUGGAAGACAAAAUAUCUGGAAACUAAUGAGAAAUUGUUAAAAGUGAAGCAAGAUUUCGAGAGCUAUGUGCAAAAGAUGGAACAAGAAAAGGAAGUUAAUACUGACCAGGAAAAGACUAAAGAACCAGAAGUCAUCCCAAUUGAUAACCCAGAGUAUAUUAAAGAACGUGAACAUAUUCUAGAAGAGUUGGAAAGGGUCACUGAAGAUUUCAAGAAUUUAAGAGAUAGAUAUAAUGAUCUAGAGAUAAAAUUUCUAUCAAUCCAAAACGAACUCGAUGAAAAGAAACAGGAAUUCGAAAGCUCCACCGCAAGACUUAAUGAAGAGAUUCACACUCUAAAAUCAACUAUCGAUGACAAGGAUGCAACAAUAAGCGAAUUCAAGAGAAAACUAGGAAAUGCAGAGGAUCAAUUGGCCUCAAUAGAUGACCAAAAUGGAAACCAGAAUCAGAAACUGUUGCAUGAUCUGAAGGAAAGAGAAGAUGCUAUUGACGGUCUUAAAGAGGAUAUCAUUGAAAAGGAGAAUGCCAUAGUGCACUAUAAGGAAGAAAUUCAAGAUAAACAGAAUCAAUUAAAAGAAUCAGAGUCUAAAUAUGCAGAAGUGCAAAAAGAGUUUGAAGAUUUCAAGAGGGAAUUGAAAAAACAAACAUUUGAAUUUGAAGAUGGUAAAAAGUCUACUUCUAGACAACUUCAAGAACUUUCUGUAGAGAAAAUUCAAUUGGAAAAGCAAGUUUGUAAUUUGAGAGGUCAGAUCGAGAAAUUAGAGCAACAACAUAGGUUGACCCAGAGUGAAAACGACGGUUUAAGAACCAAGUUAAAACAUAUCGAAUCUGAUCUAAAGAACGAGAAAUCGAGAACUGAAGUGAAGAUCAAAGAUCUGACAUCAGAUCUUGAAGAUGCUAGAAAAAAUCUAGGUGAGGCUAAUAAUACAAUCAAGGAACUCCAUCAUGAAAUAAUAAAAAAUGCAACCAAAUCAAAAGACCAAUUAUCUGAAGAAGUAGUUGAAAAGGACAAAGAAAUUGAUCAAUUGAAACAUAGAGUACAAAGAUUAGAUGAAGAGCUUCGAACUUCUCAAGCUGAGCUUGACAAGGCAACCAAAAACAGAGAAGUUGAUCAUGAACUUGAGAUUAGGAGAUUACAAAACAAACAUGAGAUCGAACAAGAAAGCCUCAAACGAGAACUGGCACAUAUGACUGACGAGAAAGAGAGACUAGUCGACCUCCAUAGACUUGAUAUAGAAACCUGGGAGCGCCAAAUUGAAGCAUUAAGGAAAGAAAACGAAAACCUCAUCAGCAGAGAACACAAAGAGUCUAACAAUAUAGAGAUAACAUUACAGGAUAAGAAUAUCCAAAUUAGAAGACUCGAGGCGGACAUUGUACAGCUCAAUGAAGAAAGAAAUGAUAUAUUGAAUAAGUUAAGAUCAUUGGAGCAAGCCAAGGAUCGAUACAAAUCCGAGAUGAAGGAUGCCUUGGAGACGAUAUCGAGGUUAAGAGUUGAUCUGGAGAACAACAAGUCCUUGAAAGACUCUAAGGAUUCCUUAAUUGAAAGGAAAUACGAAAAGUUAAAGGAUGAAUUUAAACUAAUGAAGAAAGGUUACUUAGAUGAAAUGAUAAAAUUGCAAAGUAGAAACAGAGAAUUGAACAGUGACCUACAGAAGCGCAUGGAUCCCAGUAUAUCGACAUCUGCGAACACUACACUGGCAGAUAAACUGGAUUACUAUAAGCUCAAGUACAACGACGAAGUCAGACACAAUAACGAUCUGCGUGUAAUCAACGAGUACUUGAACAGGGUUCUACGGGCCAGUGCACAGGAUAUCCGAUUAAAUCUGCUGAAAGUAGAAAAUGAUCUAAACAUUGACAUCCAUAAAGAGAAUGUGCCACUCUCGGCGCCAUUGUCCUCAAGUGGCGGCAGGCCAUACUCAAGUUCAUACACCAGAGAGUUUGACAAGUACGAUUACAGAUACCGCCAGAAGGGCAAGCGUUUCAAGACCGUCGCGCUCGCGGUAUUGGCAGUGAUACGCAUGUACAGGGCCGCAAAGAAGCACAACUGGAACGAACAACGGAUCCGCUACUUACAACGCAAGAUAAUAGCAAAGGAGGACCGCAUCACAUGGUGA